Dreissena polymorpha is the source of this 2824-nucleotide messenger RNA. Its product is annotated as endoplasmic reticulum-Golgi intermediate compartment protein 3-like. The transcript has 13 exons. Gene Ontology annotation, cellular component: Golgi membrane; endoplasmic reticulum; endoplasmic reticulum membrane. The coding region runs from base 81 to 1250 and encodes 389 amino acids. The record is from RefSeq and is a predicted model, not a curated record. Lineage: Eukaryota; Metazoa; Mollusca; Bivalvia; Myida; Dreissenidae. Gene Ontology annotation, biological process: retrograde vesicle-mediated transport, Golgi to endoplasmic reticulum; endoplasmic reticulum to Golgi vesicle-mediated transport.
CUGUGCUACAAGCGUCCGUUGAUCUGGAAUAAUACACGUCUGUAAACAACAUAAUUUUAUACCUAUUUUUUACUUCAAUUAUGGAAUCAAAAGCUUUUUUGGAACGGUUGCGGAAAUUUGAUGCAUAUCCCAAAACAUUGGAAGACUUUAGAGUGAAAACGUUUGGCGGAGCAACUGUGACCAUUGUCAGUGCCAUAUUAAUGUUCAUACUGUUUGUAUCGGAGCUGAACUUCUAUCUGACCAAGGAAGUGCAGCCAGAACUGUUCGUGGACAUCUCGCGAGGAAACAUCAAGAUGAAGAUCAAUCUUAAUAUUACAUUCAAUAAUUUACCAUGUGCUUUUUUGAGUAUAGAUGCCAUGGAUAUCUCCGGGGAGAACCAGAUUGAUGUUGAGCACAACUUGUACAAGCAGAGGCUAAAACUCACUGGAGAAAAAGUGGAAGAUGAACCAGAAAAACAUGAGGAGUUGGGUGACAAGUCAGAAGAAUUAGUUGAGGGAGUGAAAAAGGAACUAGAUCCAAACCGAUGUGAAAGCUGCUAUGGGGCAGAAACAGAUGAUAAAAAAUGCUGUAACAAUUGUGAGGAGGUCCGGGACCAGUACCGCAAGAAGGGCUGGGCAUUCAAGGCCACGGACUCCAUCAUCCAGUGUAAGCGCGAGGGCUGGGCUGACAAGAUGGAGAAACAGAAGAAUGAGGGCUGCAACGUGUUUGGCUACAUAGAGGUCAAUAAGGUGGGAGGCAAUUUCCACAUGGCGCCCGGGAAAAGCUUCCAACAGAGCCAUGUCCAUGUCCAUGACCUGCAAGCCAUGGGCGGAGAAAAGAUGAACAUGAGUCACACAGUUCAUCACCUUUCCUUCGGUGAGGAGUACCCAGGCAUUGUUAACCCCCUGGACGGACUGCACCAAAUAGACCAGAAAACGAUGACAAUGUUCCAAUACUUCAUCAAGGUGGUACCGACUACGUACAUAGACGUCAGCGGGAAAGCAGUACACACAAACCAGUUUUCGGCGACGAAACACUCCAAGGUGGUUGGUCAGCUGGGAGAGUCCGGACUUCCGGGCAUCUUCGUCACGUACGAGUUGUCGCCCAUGAUGGUUAAAUACACCGAAAAACGCAGGUCGUUCAUGCAUUUUCUGACGGGGGUCUGUGCAAUAAUUGGAGGCAUAUUUACAGUGGCAGGCCUUAUAGACUCCAUGAUCUACCACUCAGCGAGAGCUCUGCAGAAGAAAAUAGAGCUCGGCAAAGCCACGUGAUCUCAGCGCCAUUUUGCGAUGCAAAUGAACAACGCUCUGAAAAAACGGGACUUAAUGCGUGCGCGUAAACUGACGUCCCAGAAUAGCCUGUGUAGUUAGCCCAGGCUUAUCAGGAACGACACUUUCUGCUUUUAUGGAAUUUUUCGUGUAGAGGAAGUCUCUUCUAAAUAAGAAUCCAGUCUAGGCGAAAAGUGUCGUCCCUAAUUUUGUACGACAGCAUACGCUCAUACAUUAUUUCAGCCCCGUUUUCAUAGAGCGCGGCUCAAAUAGCAAUACAUCUUUGCAUUUUCACUUCUGUGCUUUUAACAUUUGUCCUGCUGAAUUUUGAAACUGCUUUAUUCAUAAAUUACAUUUAGAAAGAACACUUAUAUGAUUUAUUUAAAAAAAAACUAAAAAAACUCAAGUGUGUUUUGAACACAAUUUGGGGGGACAAUUCCAAUUAAUUUUCACAAAUAUAAUCAUUGUGGUAUGUCGUGGCAUACAUUAAACUUUCAUGUUGUAUGGAUCGUGAAAGCCACUUUGCAAUUAUGCCAUCUGUUGUUGAAUGAUUAAUAUGCCAGUUUCAUACUUGUUUCUUUCUGUUUACACCAAAUAUAUAAAUGCUUAAAGCUAUGUCCAGGGGAGGACUUGUUGUAGAUAUAUUGCACCACUUGCUGAAACAAUGCGUUACAUUGACAGUGUCUGUAUUAUAUGAACCACUUUGCUGUUACUUUUCAUUACAAAUUGUUAUAGAACGAGUUAUGAUUUUUUUCUGAAGUCUCAGAUGUUAAAUAUUGCCACUGUUUAAUCUUUGUUACUUUAAUAUAUGCUUAAUAUACUGAAUACUAAUAAUUAAUUUAAAUUAUAUAGCACGGGCAUAUUACAGAAAUGCUUGCUCUUAAUGUUCAAGUGCUAUAUAAAAUAACAUUCUGUUAAAUCAUUGUUGGGUGGCUGAACGUACUAGUAAUAAUUUCAGUGCAAUACAAAUACUAUAUAGUCAUAUAUCCAUUUUGGUUACUUUCGUAGAUUAAGCAAAGUAUAGCUUCUUAAAACUACUUUUACUUUUAAUAAGCAAAAUCAUGUAGAGAUAAGACAUGAAAAUAUGCAUAUCAGAUUAGACUUACUGCCCUUUUGUCAGUAGUGAUAUUCUGUAAUAGAUUACAGUAGCUUGUUGUUAGUGUUGGUAUUGCGUUAUCCGCAGCAUAUAAUCAGGUGUAUGUUAUUGUGAAAGCUUGGUUAUACUAUUUAUAGACUAGUUUUAAAAUUAAUGUAUUAUUCUGAAUUCCGGAUCACUGAGCAAGCAUCAAGUUGUUCUGUUAUAUAAGGGAAUUGUUACUGUAGUUUAUUUAGUUCUUCUGUGCUCAAAUGAACUGGGAUUUGUUACUGUAUUUAUUUAGUCGCUCAGUGUUCAGUUUACCUAAACAGUUUGAUUAUACCCACAUCGUUUUGACAGUUGGAUUUCAAGCACACAUGUUUGUAUUUGUUGGAAAUAUUCAGCUUUAAUCAAACUGAAACACAUCAGCGCUUGCGUCGUUUAUCAUUUAGUCACUUCACUGUAUAAAUUAUAUGAAUAAAUGUUUUAAAUCUUAAACAAA